This is a messenger RNA of Aspergillus homomorphus CBS 101889, 2257 nucleotides long. RefSeq lists its product as uncharacterized. Lineage: Eukaryota; Fungi; Ascomycota; Eurotiomycetes; Eurotiales; Aspergillaceae. The record is from RefSeq and is a predicted model, not a curated record. The transcript is spliced from 3 exons. Bases 335 to 2257 code for a protein of 640 amino acids.
GUUAUUGUUAUGGCACAGCUGUCACUCUAAGCCGCAGCCCUCAGCUUUUCGACUCUUAUAUCACGCUAAGGGUCUGCGUCGCAAGGCAAAGCCAGUGGGAUUAAUCCUCCUGACAUUCCAUUGCAGGGCAUAGCCUGACUAGGCUUUCUACCUACCGUCGCUCCUUUGCCUUUUCUUUUCGCAAACACUCAAUUCGCUCCAAGCUGGUCUUGGGAUAACGUUCAUUGCAUUUUUUAUAAUCGACACUUGCUUAGCAUAUCGUUACUGGCCUAGCCGACACCAAGUCUUUCGAUCUUCUUGAUUUUCAGAGUUAUAUUUACAAAAUAUCGCAGCCAUGGCUUCGACAACUUUGAUGACGUUCCUUCUCUGCACCAACCCGCAAGUCAAGUCAGUCAAGCUGUUGGGCUCAUGGGACAAUUUCUCCAAACCUUAUGCCAUGGAGCGAGACAGACGUGUUGGUCCUGGACAGUGGAGGGGAUGUCAUACUUUUGUGAACAUCGUAUGCGAUGGUUCACCGUCGAAUAUGAUGCCAGCACGUUCGGGUGGACUUAAGAUGGGAGGAACCUACUGGUAUUAUUACCUGUUGGACGACGAUAUGGAAUCUUAUAACGAAGCAGAACCAAUUACCACACAUUGUCCAUUCCUUCCAGGCCAGCCGGUCAAUGUUCUCAACGUGCCUGUCAUUCUUCCUGAUGCUGUUCCGACUCUGACUCAUUCGAGAAGUCCAAGUGCGCAAAGCGUGGUUCAGCAGACUAUGAACCCUGAAGACAAGUACCUCAACCCUCGGCGACCGCCCAAGCCUAGACCAAAGCUUCCACGCCUCCGAACCUCUCCUCCCUUGUUGGAGCAACCGGCUCCAGCCUGGUCAUUCAGCACUUCCCCGCUGGGCAUCAUUACCAAUAGAAGCGCUUCUCAGCCUAGUAGCGCGACACCAAAGGUCAAGGUCAAUGAAGGUCUCAGGGGCCCCGUCUUCAAGACCGCGCGAUCUGUAUCUCCUCCAAGAUCAAGAGGACUUCUUGCUGCAUUUCGACAGUGGAACGUAUCGUCUCCUGAGCUUGGAGAUUCGAACCAUCAUGAAGCAGAUCUUACCAGGCCUAGUCCAGACCGGGGACCCUUGCACUCGCACCCACACAUUCCCGCGGGCCGUUUCGAUACGACCCCUCAUCCCAACAUUAUCAUUGAGCGUCCUCCUUCUAGCGGGUAUGAUCAAGCCUACAAACAAACACCUCACACAGGCCAUCACUUGACCCCGGCGGCCGCCGGUGACCGCCAAUCAGUGCCGUCAAGUAAUCAUGACAGACAAGCCCAAAACUCAAUGGAGCAGCAAUCCUUCGCUGAGCAAUCAACCCCACGUGCAAAAGCACGUGGUGAGAAGCAUAUCAAUGCGGUCGACAGGUCACUCUGGGAAUCAUCUGCUUUGCUAGCAACGUCCAUCGGUUUCACUACCACUGAUGAUUCUGCCAUGACACCAAGGCCCUCGGCUCCGAGGGAAAAGCGACUGCCGACUCUACCUAAUUCGCCAUCUUCGGUCAUGGAUGAGGCAUUGCGCGAAAUCGAUGUCCGAGAAAAGGCAUUCGACACGGAGGCUAUGGUUAGUCACUUUUCCGAUUUCACCGAUACAGAGUCUAUGGCAGGCAGCUCUGUAUGCGAACGAAGUCAUUUCUCGGAAUGGAGUACCGAUACGGAGCUUCUUUCCCCGGAGUCCGUGACAUGCCCGACUCCAUUCAAUCACGACGUGCCGCCGCUACCCGAUACUCACGCCUCAGCUUAUGCGGAUUACUUGAAGACCUCUGUAUGCGGAGAUAUGAGCGACCCCGACACUCCCCACCUCACGGUGAACUCUAAAUCCACCGCUACCUCCGUUGCAGGCGAUUCGCCACUCCUAGACCUUCCACUGCCCCGUCUUUCCAUUUCACUGUCCCCAUCUGAUCUUAGUUUGUCUGAUCUGUGCAUUGACGAUGAAGAAGGGCGCGUGGGGAGUAACCCCAAGCGACACGCGGCCUUUUUUGGGGAAGUUGAGUCCGUCAAAGGCCUUGGUCUGCUACAUAGCCCUGAUCCCACUGUAAUGGAUUUUCCGGAUCAUCUCAAAGAUGACCUGGAGGUGCUGCAUGCGGAGAAACGUGCUGUGUCUGAUCCGGUCAACAACCGAUUGAGCAGAGCGUCCCUGUUGGGACAGUCCGCAGCCAUGCGGGAGAUGAUGACCGAAUUGAGUUACCUCAAAGGUAUGAUCGAAUCGGGAGCCAGCGCAGAGAUGUAG